AUGGCUACCACAAAGACUCCGAUAAGCCUCACUCACGACGCCCUAGCGGCGCUACCAGAUAGCUACUUUAAAACAGUCGAUGAGAGGAAUAUUGAUGCUUUACUGUCUCUUUUUGCUCCCAACGCUACAGUCACGGUUCAGACCGGUAAUAUCACAUACAGUGGUGUGUCGGAGAUUCGCAACAUGUUCACUGCUUUCGUGAACAACUCGAAGACGCUAUCACACGAGGUUAAAAAUAUCGUUGUUGAUCCAGUGAGCAGACAAAUUGUGACCGAGCAAACGUACAGUGGCGAGUUAAUGGAUGGGACUCAGAACGAUAUGUAUAACUGUAAUAUCUUCAACGUUGAUGAAGAUGGGAAAUUUACUCGUAUUAUUAUCUGGAUGUCGGGGGCGAAUCCACUCAAAUAG
Messenger RNA from Talaromyces rugulosus, 408 nucleotides. RefSeq lists its product as uncharacterized. The coding region runs from base 1 to 408 and encodes 135 amino acids. NCBI's taxonomy places the organism in Eukaryota, Fungi, Ascomycota, Eurotiomycetes, Eurotiales, Trichocomaceae. The record is from RefSeq and is a predicted model, not a curated record. The transcript has a single exon.